This is a messenger RNA of Linum tenue, 4532 nucleotides long. The record is from the annotation of a GenBank genome assembly. Lineage: Eukaryota; Viridiplantae; Streptophyta; Magnoliopsida; Malpighiales; Linaceae.
CCACCGGAUGCGCUCUGCUCCAUCCUCUCCCUCCAUUCCCCGCCAUUUCCCGUUUGCUUUUUCUUCUUCUUCUCUAUUUUGUCCUUCCUCCAUUUUUAAUUCCUUCCGAAAAAUCCGAGUUCGUUACAGAUCGUUGGAUACAGUCUCCCCUACGUCUCCUUUUCGCCGGAGCUCGGUGGCAAGUGGAUGCUUCUGGUUCAGAGAAUGCAUAAUCCUCCGUGCUCUUUCUAUGGCCUCCAGCUGAAACUCCGGUUCCUCACCGAACAUUGAAAUUCGUUUACGCUCUUCUGUUUCCCGUUUACUCGAUCGACUGAGAUUUCUAGGGUUUUCGGAAUGAACCGAUCUUGGAAAUUUUGACGAGCAUUGAGCUGGUGUCUCUGAUUCCGGACUUGAAUCGCCGAUUCUCAGUGGAGUGAGUGAGUGAGAUCGCUGUCUGAUUUUGCUUUGAUAGGUUCUCGAAGAAAUGUCGGAGGGGACGAGCCUGAUUGAGUCGUCGGAGAACGGAACCGACGUGUCUCAAGAAGAUACGGGCGCAAUGAGGGAGGAGACGCACGACGACGAUAUGAUACUGUCCUGCCAGACAUCGGUGAAUCUCGUGCCGUUCGUCGGCCAGCGAUUCGUCUCUCAGGACGCCGCUUACGAGUUCUACUGCAGCUUCGCCAAGCAGUCCGGGUUCUCGAUUCGCCGCCACCGCACCCGCGGCAAAGACGGCGUCGGCAGGGGAGUCACCCGGCGAGAUUUCACCUGCCACCGCGGUGGUUAUCCUCAGACGAAGCACUUGGAGGAGAGCGGUGGCGGCAGCGGAGGCGGAGGGAAGAUGCAGCGCAACCGCAAGUCGCUGCGCUGCGGGUGCCAAGCCUAUAUGCGCGUUGUCAAACGGGCAGAUUUCGACGUCCCUGAAUGGCGAGUUACAGGUUUCAGCAAUAUCCACAAUCACGAACUCUUGAAAUCUAACGAGCUCUCUCUUCUUCCAGCUUACUGCGCCAUAUCUCCCGAUGACAAGAGCAGGAUUUGUAUGUUUGCCAAAGCUGGGAUGUCGGUUCGUCAGAUGUUAAGGUUGUUGGAGCUGGAGAAAGGCGUGAAGCUUGGUUGUUUGCCGUUUACUGAAGUUGAUGUGAGGAACCUUUUGCAGUCGUUCAGAAAUGUGAACCGUGACAAUGAUGUUGUUGAUCUUCUUGGCAUGUGUAAGAGAAUGAAGGAUGAAGAUCAUAGCUUCAAAUAUGAGUUCAAGAUAGAUGGUAACAAUAGGUUAGAGCAUAUAGCUUGGUCUUAUCCUUCGUCGAUCCAGUUGUACGAGGCGUUUGGAGAUGCAGUAGUUUUCGAUACUACUCACCGGGUGGAGGCUUAUGACAUGCUGCUUGGCAUUUGGCUUGGUAUAGACAAUCAUGGCAUGAUCAGUUUCUUCAGUUGUGUGCUUUUGCGUGAUGAGAAUGUGCAGUCCUUCUCUUGGGCAUUAAAGGCCUUUAGAAGCUUUAUGAAUGGAAAGGCUCCACAGACGAUUUUGACAGACCAGAAUGUGUGGUUGAAGGAAACUAUUGCAAUCGAGAUGCCAGAGACCAGACAUGCCUUCUGCAUCUGGCACAUCGUGGCAAAGUUCUCAGAUUGGUUUUCUGUGUUAUUAGGACCAUGUUAUGAUGAAUGGAAAGCUGAGUUUAUUAGGCUCUUCAACCUUGAAUUUGUGGAAGAUUUUGAGGAAGGAUGGAGGGAAAUGGUCAGUAAGUAUAGGCUUCACACAAAUAAGCACAUUUCCAGCCUGCAUGCUCUGCGUAUGUUUUGGGCUUUGCCCUUCUUGAGACAUCACUUCUUUGCUGGAUUGACAAGUACCUGCCAGUCAGAGUCGAUCAAUGCCUUCAUUCAACGGUUUCUCAGUGCACAGGCUCAACUCGAUCGCUUCGUAGAGAGGGCAUUUGAUGUUGUCGCUUCUAUUGAUAAGCCGGACAUGCAUCGAAAGGUGCAGAAGGUUUUCCUCAAAACGGGUUCGCCAAUAGAAUCACAUGCAGCUGCUGUUCUUACUCCAUAUGCUUUCCAAAAACUCCAAGAUGAGCUUGUAUUAGCUCCACAGUACGCAUCUUUCCCACUUGACGAGUACUGUUUCCAAGUAAGGCAUCACACUGAAUUGAACGGUGGUUUCAAAGUGAUCUUCGAUCCUUGUCAAGAGCACAUCAGCUGCAGCUGUAAUCAGUUUGAUUUCUCCGGGUUUCUCUGUAGGCAUGUCCUACGUGUCCUGUCAUCAAGUAACUGUUUUCACAUACCAGAUCAAUACCUGCCAAUUCGAUGGCGUGUUAAUGCUAUGUCUUCAACAGUGCACUCCGAAAGGAUUCAUUAUCUACAGUCGAUGACCUCAGAACUUGUGGCCGAGUCAAGCGAGACAGAAGAGCGACUCGAAGUUGCUUGCGAACAGAUUUCGUCAGUAUUAUCACGUAUCAAGGAGCUUCCUCGCGGUGGGCAUGAAGAAGAGAAUGUUUAUAGUUGUCCUUCUGAUUCACUGAUUAUACCUGAAGUAGAAGAUGCAGAUGGAAUCGUUCACACGUUUACGAUUGGGACCCACCAUCAUGAUUCUAUUGCUCUGGGAAAGCUGAAGGAGAGAAGAGCUAGAGAUGGGUUUGAACUAUCCAGAAAACGAAGGCAUUGCUUGGAGCCUUGUUGUGGGCAGUUUGGACACGAUGCAUCAGAAUGUCCAGUAAUGGGUGGUGAUCAUCUGAAUGGCAGAGAACUCGGUUACUUAUAGUGGUGGAUUCUUGAAUUACUACUCUUGAUUGUUCUUGUUGAUUCUCACCUCCUAACUUUAAAUUUUCAGGGGGACUCCCACCUUACCGAGUGAGUUUCUUUUUGAUCCGAAUAGUAGAGGUUUCUUCUUGCUGAUUUGUCUUAAAGACUGAUAGUGAAAUUCUCUAAUGUUUGGCCCCUUUCCCUCCAUAGCAAAGUUCUUAAGGUGUAACUGAAAUUUUGACGCUGAAAUGUAUAUGGCCAUUGAAGUAUCUUACCAUCCUCAUCUGAAGUACACAUCCUUGAGAUCUUGAUGCUUUUAUCUUUGUACUUCAUAUCAUGACCUCUUGUUUUGCGGCAACAGAAAUGUUUACAAAGCUACAUUGCUACAGUAUACCUUAUCGGUCUGCUGAAUCGUCUGCCAAAGAUACCUUGCUUAGCCUACCUGGCAACGUCCUGGCAAUAUUGUUGGCAAAUUUUCUCCCCUUCACCCUGUGAUUAUGUGAUCGAAAGAGCGCUCUCUGGGCCUCCUCCUGAUCUCCAGCAUAGCCUGUGUCGGAAGAAGACAUUUUCUAUCAACCACAGAGAAGGUGGACUGAAGGUUAUCGGGAUUUGCUGAUAAAAAGGUUUCUUCUGAUAAAGCCCCCUGCGGCCUGCCUUCCCUGAGAGAAAGGAAUCUGUGGACUUUAAGCAACCUUUGCUCCAAGCAAUUCUGCAGUUCCCCCUCUUCCCUUGCCUUUUUUCCAUGGAUGGGUUUUGCAUCUGUGGCCAAGUCCCCCUUCUUCCUCCUCUUCUUAUGGAGCUUUGAGCUUUGAGUUGAAAACUGUUGGCAGCCAUGGCUGAAGGAAGAAGAGCAGUCACCCAUGAAGAUCUCGCGCCGUCCCCAGGAAGCACGGAUUUGGGCAGCAGAACUGCCAUAUCCCUCGUGCUCCUCACGGUCCUCUGUGGACUCCUCUGCUUCGCUCUCUGUCUCAUUGCUGAAGCCUCCCGUUCUCAGGAUACAUGGGAUGAUCACCUGUGCGUGUAUAGUGGUAGUGGAGAGACGCCGUUGAUGUGUGGUGCUAUUGCGUUCAUCGGACUCGCGGUGGCCAUGGUAGUGGAGCACACUUACCUGUUGUUCGCAGCGAGCAAAGCCCCGCCGCCGGCUCUGCUCGCUUGGGACCCUAACUAUGGCCCUUCCAAGGAUGUUACAUGGCAGGCUGGUGCCUUUUUCAUCAGCACUUGGGUAUGCUUCGCGGUGGCGGAAAUCCUGUUGCUGAUCGGACUGAGCGUGGAAUCGGGUCACCUGAAGAACUGGGCUACCCCAAAACAGAGCUGCCUGGUGAUCAGGGAAGGAGUGUUUGCCGCGGCCGGAGUGUUCUCCCUCUUCACCGUGCUCCUAGCCGGCGGGCUGUACCUAACUGCCUUUCGCGCGCAAAGAAUAUCCCAAGACCACGAAACCGCGCGGCGGCAGAUAAUAGACGUCUCGGUGCUCUACGCUUCCCCGCCGCGCUCGCCACCACGGGCGAGGGAGCAUAUCCAGGCGGCCGAGAGGGAAGACCCUAUUCGCAGGCAAGACCAGGCUGACCAUCUGUCCAUCGCAUUGCCGCCGGCUUUGGUCAAGCAAUUGAGUUUCGUAUAAUAAAUGAAAUAAGAGAAGGAAAACAGUUUUCUUCCGUAACAAGAAUGUUGAGCCAUGUCACUUGUAAGGCAGAAAAGGGUUACCUUACAGAGAAAUGCACAUACUGAUACUAUGCACUGUACACAUCAAUUUUUUUUUUUUUUUUUUUGGGGUGGAGGAAAGCAACUUUUGCUUCUCGAGUUUGUCACAUAUGACCAAUCCAAUG